AUGGAGACCCCUCGAUCGACAAAGUCCCGCAAAACCCCGGAAGACCGGGCGCGGAAGCGAGAGCAAGACAGAAAAGCCCAGCGCAGUGCGCGGGAAAAGAACAAAACAUUGAUUGCUCAGCUGCAAUCGCGCAUCGAGACCCUGACUCGGUUCCACGAUAGUGGUAGUACGAAGGUCCUCAUCGACGAGUUGGAGCACCAGAGGAAGUCGAAUGAGUCGCUUAGAUCGACGCUGCGGUCGCUCCAGGGGCUCAUCGUUGCUGGCUUAUCCAAUCAUGAUCCUGCCGUGGAUGCUCAUGGUCCCAGAUCGAGACAGAGUCCCGCGCGCGAGGCGGACUCGAGCUUGGAUGAAAGCUCGAGGCCCGCUCGGAGCAGCCGCGAGCUCUCUCCAAACAUGGAGCAAUCGGAUGACAGAACAUAUGACUCGUCCACUACUGCGAUAGACCCCGGCCAGAAUGUGGCCCAGGGGAAGAUGCCAUGCCAAGACUCAAACUCACCUGUCCGCCCCUCCAGCGUACACCCCCCAUCGGACCCAUUUGGCCAAUCGCAGGACGCCCAGGGCCGACUGUUCGUGUACUUGAACGAGCUGGUGGAGCGUUGCUACGCCAUUAGCCCACGUGUGACCCCAGACCAAACCACCAGAGACGCCGACAUCCCGAUUCGAGCAAUCGUCGAGGGAUGGGAUGCCGUCGGCCGUCGAUAUGCGUUGGACCCGGUGUGGGGAAUGCUGCGUGCAGCGGACGAGUCCAUUUGGCGCAAGCUUUGCGGGGAAGCCGAACGACUGGCCAUUCUGCGCGUUGUCAGCGCCAUGUUCCGGGUAGGCAUCACCACCCUCUGUGAUUACUGGCUGACCAGUAUCGUUCAGUACCGAUCCGACCCAUCUGAAGCCAACCUCCAGGCACUUCCCCGGUUCAUGCGCCAUCGGCCAUCGCAGCUGCGGAUUGUUCACAAACCGUUGGUGGACUUUGUUGUUUGGCCGGGCCUGCGCGAGCGCCUCGUCCUAUUCCCCGACCAGCACUGCUCGGACAACUUCUGCGCCUUGUUCUGGAGCUGUUUCCGGUUCAACUGGCCGUACCAGGCCCGUCAUACAUUCGCGCGGCAGUCCCAGCCAGGGUUGUACACAUUCCCCGAGUCGUUCAACGAGUGCUUUUAUGACCUGCAGUCCUGGUGCAUGACCCCUCGCUUCUUCCACGCAUUCCCAGAUAUCGAGGCCGACGUGCCAAUAGCAUCGGUGGGGACUCGCGGGGACCUCUCCACCAAAGAUAACGAUAUGGCCGUUGGUCGCGUGGGUCCGGCUGACAGGUGGGUUCCACAAGCUGCCGUGUCACCCUCGAGUGUGGCAGUGGAAUUCCCGUCGGUGGAUUGGCAGAUGGAUAGAAUGGCGGUCGGUGGUGUAGAUCUGCCCAUGGGACUCGGGGGUGGACCUUUCCACCGGCCGGGGGUAUCGGGUGGAGCCAAACCACCGCGUCUCCACCUGUUCGAUUCGGGGGAAGGUUCCGCAUGGACCUUCCAUCACUGCCUCAAUGCCUACCUGUCCCGUCCGAGGCAGACCAGCGUUCGGGCCAAGCCUUUUGACCGGACGGCUUGCAGGCAUCGGAUGUAUUCCAUCCAGCCGACACAUUCCACGCGGAGAUGGAGAAAGUCAAAAUACUCGGAAAAAGCCCGUCCCGAUCCCGUGACCUGGGACGGCCGAGGCACGAUGCCCGAUCGGGUUAAGCGUGGUGCGGAGAUUAAACGGACCGGCGGACGAAUGAAAAGCCGCGGUGGCAGCCUGAGGUGUCCACCCAGGCGGGUAACCCUAAAUCACUCACCGACCCUGACCGAGAAGGCGCAGACUGGGGACUCUGGGGACACAAUUCUCAACGCCCCGUGGGGUUGACCCAGUCCAGACUCCGUGCUAAAUGAUGACCGGAAGGAUUGGGGAGGACUGUGUCUCCCACCACCGGUCCGUGUCCUGGGUCGAAUCACUCUGUCUCAGCUGCAGCAGAAGAUUCUACGCUGUCUCAGAUGGGCCUUCAAACUGGCCACUAUUCGCCGCCGGUGUCUUGGCAGUCGGACAUCCCCUGUUCAAAAUUUCUCACUGUGGCCAGGAUGAAUCCUUCGUGAGAAUAGUGUUCCCCCCGUAGAGUUGGCCUGCAGAACUGUGACAGAGGAGAUCAUGUUGGCAGAUCAGAUGACGGGGGACUCGCCAGGUCUGAGUCUGAUUCAGUUCCUGAUCGUACAUCCUCGGCAACCCGUGUAGAGAUG
Molecule: messenger RNA, 2246 nt
Organism: Aspergillus campestris IBT 28561
Lineage: Eukaryota; Fungi; Ascomycota; Eurotiomycetes; Eurotiales; Aspergillaceae
Product: bZIP transcription factor
Exons: 4
Coding region: 1-1878 (625 amino acids)
Biological process (GO): regulation of DNA-templated transcription
Molecular function (GO): DNA-binding transcription factor activity
Source: RefSeq, a predicted model, not a curated record